Nelumbo nucifera (sacred lotus) is the source of this 817-nucleotide messenger RNA. The record is from RefSeq and is a predicted model, not a curated record. NCBI's taxonomy places the organism in Eukaryota, Viridiplantae, Streptophyta, Magnoliopsida, Proteales, Nelumbonaceae.
UUUCCUGCAUGAACUGAAUUUCAUCCCACAACAAUUCAGCUUGAAAACCGCUCGCGAUCGGCUUCAAAUGAUGGAGGGUCGUCGCAGUUCUGUUUCGAGGCUAUUUUCUGUGUGUGGUGUUCUUGUAACCCUUUUCAUUCUCUUCUCAUGCACCGGCUGCUCAGGCGCAAAACUCAAUCCCUGUUCCAAAACCAGCACGGAGUUUAUCAAGAAUUCAUGUAGACGAACUUUGUACCCACAAGUGUGCGUCGAGUCCCUCUCUGCCUAUGCCAGCACCAUUCAGGAGAGCCCUAAACUAUUGGCUCAAGUGGCUCUCUCUGUCAGCCUGAAGAGCGCGAGAUCGACUGAGAAGUUAGUGUUGAACUUGUCGAAAGUGAAUGACAUUAGGCCAAGGGAAGCGGCAGCCUUGAUGGACUGUGUAGAGACCAUGGGCGACUGCGUGGAGGAGCUCCGGCAGUCUCUGCAGGAGAUGAAACAUCUGGGCGGCCCCGAUUUCGCUCUAAAACUGAGUAACAUAAAGACAUGGGUAAGCGCAGCUCUGACCAAUGAAGAUACAUGUAGGGACGGCUUCCAAGACAAAUCCAUGAAUGGAAAUAUCAAGAAUACAAUUACCAAAAGUAUUGACUAUGUAGCCAAGCUUACCAGCAACGCCUUAGCGCUAAUCAACAAUAUACAGCCAUCCAAUACUCCCAACUCACCCUGAGUUCUGUUCUAUCUCAAUAUAUAUAAAUGAUUUAGUAAUAUCUAAUAUGGUUUGAAUUGAUCUCCCUCCCCUGUAGAAUUAUCAAAUAUGUAUUCGACUUUGAUCUCUGUCACC